AUGAAGUUGUAUGUUGGUGAGGUUGUUACUGAAAUGGAUUGGGAUUGUGAUGUGGAUUUCCUGUCGUAUAUGCAAAUUGAAGACUUGAUCAAGGCAGAGGGGUAUUGUAACAUAAAGUGCCUAUGGUAUUGGAAUCUCAACUUUUCCUUUUCACGUGGACUUCGGCCUCUGAAUAGUGACAAAGACGUGUUAAGGUUAGUGAAAGAUGAGGGAAGUAAUGGUGAGGAAAAUGUUGAGGAAACUAGGGAGGUUAAUGGGGAGGGAGAAACUGUUGAGGAAAAUGUGGAGGUUAAUGGUGAGGGAGCAACUAUUGAGGUUAAUGGUGAGGGAGCAAUUAUUGAGGAAACUGUGGAGGUUAAUGGUGAGGGAGAAAUUGUGGAAGAAACUGUGGACGUUACUGAAGAAGUUAGAGAAGAAGAAAACGUUGAGGUUACUGAAGAAGUUAGUGAAGAUGAAAAUGUAGAGGUUAAUAAUGAAAAAGUUAGUGAUGAGGAAAAUGUAGUGGUUACUGAUGUUGAAAAUUCAGGUGAAGAUAGUGAAACAGAUCCAGAUUAUAACUUGAGCAGUGAGGAUGAUGAGGAUGAUGAUGAAGAAGUUGACUUAGAUGAGUUGGAUUUAGGUCAGGAUGUUGUUGUUGAUUGGCAGACAAUUCUCCCUACAGUUACAACAGAAAAACCUUCAAGGAUGAAUGAUAUUUCUGAUAAUGAAAGUUGUGAUUCAGAUGUGCUUCAUACUCCACCAGAUAGUGAUGUCGAAGUUGAUAUAUAG
This is a messenger RNA of Vicia faba (fava bean), 768 nucleotides long. The record is from the annotation of a GenBank genome assembly. Lineage: Eukaryota; Viridiplantae; Streptophyta; Magnoliopsida; Fabales; Fabaceae.